This is a messenger RNA of Schistocerca piceifrons (Central American locust), 687 nucleotides long. RefSeq lists its product as uncharacterized. The record is from RefSeq and is a predicted model, not a curated record. NCBI's taxonomy places the organism in Eukaryota, Metazoa, Arthropoda, Insecta, Orthoptera, Acrididae. The transcript has 2 exons. Bases 1 to 687 code for a protein of 228 amino acids.
AUGGUAACAGUGCUGUCAGCCUAUGCACGCCAAGCGGGAUGUUUGGAGGACAAGAACGAAAAAUUUUGGAGGGAUUUGGAUGGAGUAAUGGUCGGAAUACCAGAGAAUGAAAGAGUGAUAGUCGGAGGGGAUCUAAAUGGUCAUGUUGGUGGAAGGAAAGGUGGGAAAAAUAGUGGGGAGGUGCGAAAUACUAAGGUCAUAUACGGUGAAGGAAUAGCAACACAACAUAAGUUGAUUGUAGCGGAUUGUGAGAUGAAAAUAUGUAAAAGACCGAGGCACAUAAAUCAAUGUGAAAGGAAAAUUAAGUGGUGGACAUUAAAGGAUAAAAAAUUGAGAGAGGAGUUUAGUCAAAAAGUACUGGGAAAGGUAAAAUUGGCAGAGAGUGUGCAGGAGUGGUGGAAAAUAAAUAGUGCUGUCAUAAGGAAGACCGGGGAGGAAGUGUUUGGGUUAACAUCUGGAAGAGGGGUGCCAAAAGAUAAGAAAACAUGGUGGUGGAAUGAAGAGGUGCAGAAGGUUGUGAAGGAAAAGAAAGACGCUAAGAGAAAGUGGGAUAUGUCCAGAAAUGCUGAGGAUGGGCAAGCAUACAAAAUUGCAAAGAAGGAGGCAAAACGAGCCGUGGCUAAAGCUAAAGCUGAAUCAGUAAGGGAGGCAUACGAACAACUACAGAAAAAUCAGGAUAUGAGAUAA